Messenger RNA from Paralichthys olivaceus (Japanese flounder), 3867 nucleotides. RefSeq names its product ceramide kinase (gene cerk). Gene Ontology annotation, biological process: phosphorylation; ceramide metabolic process. Gene Ontology annotation, molecular function: ceramide kinase activity. Lineage: Eukaryota; Metazoa; Chordata; Actinopteri; Pleuronectiformes; Paralichthyidae. The record is from RefSeq and is a predicted model, not a curated record.
CGCCGUGCCGUGCCAAGGUGGACAUGAGAACAAUCGGACUAUAGAGCAACACGUGCGAAAGAAGUAAUGGAGAAGCAGCCGAGGCUACUGUGUUCGAGGCUCCUCCGGGAACACAGGCAGGUGGAGGUGGCUCUGACCCGCAGUGUUUUGGGCUGGAGGGAAACUGACAGGAGCAGAAAACGAAGCUCAGGCAUCAGAAGUUUAUCUGGAACCGCUCACAGUCACACUGUUCUGGUGUGUGAGAUUGUCGCCGUCCGCAAGACUGAAGAAGACGACACAAAGAACAAGAGUCAGAAGAAAGCGAAGCUCGGCUCCCAGCUGUAUCCUCAUGCAUUCACAGUUUCCUACGUGAGGAGGAUGCGGCAUCACCAGUGGCGGUGUAGUGACGUCACCUUCCAAUGUGCCGAUCUGACGCUCUGUGAGCAGUGGGUCCAGGUUAUCAAUGAGCAGUUGUCACUACUCACCAACCGGCCGAGGAGCCUCCUGGUGUACAUCAAUCCCUUUGGUGGAAAGCGACACGGGACACGUAUUUACGAGCAGAAGGUGGCUCCACUCUUUCGCCGCGCCUGCAUCUCAGCCGAUGUGAUUGUUACAGAGCGUGCCAAUCAUGCCAGGGACCACUUGAAAACAGAGGCCAAUCUGGAUAAAUAUGACGGCGUGGUGUGUGUGGGUGGAGAUGGCAUGUUCGGUGAGAUCCUGCACGGGUUGGUCACCAGGACCCAGACUGACCAUGACGUGGACCAGAACCAACCAGAUGCUGAGUUGGUGCCGUGUUCUCUGCGCAUAGGCAUCAUCCCUGCAGGGUCCACUGACUGUAUCUGCUUUGCCACAGUGGGAACCAGCGAUCCAGUUACUUCUGCUCUACACAUCAUUGUGGGUGAUUCCCAGCCGAUGGACGUGUGCUCGGCUCACCACGGUGACGUCUUCCUCAGAUACUCGGUCUCGUUGCUCGGCUACGGUUUCUACGGAGAUCUGCUGACAUACAGCGAGAGGAAGAGGUGGCUGGGUCCUGCCAGAUACGACCUGUCAGGGGUGAAAACUUUCCUGAGCCACAAGUGCUACGAAGGCACCGUCUCGUUCCUCCCCGCCGAGGACGACGUGGGGAACCCGAGGGACAAGCUGCUGUGUCGAUCCGGGUGCCAAGUGUGUCAGCGCAAGACCUCAUCAAACGACAAGCGGCGGGAGAUGUCGGCGGAGAAGGAAAAGUCUGCUAAAGAUGACGACAGUGGUUGGGGUGUGAUCCGAGGAAAGUUCAUCACCAUUAACGCCGCCAGUAUGAGCUGCGCGUGUCCCCGCAGCCCAAAGGGCCUGUCUCCGUCGGCCCACCUCGCCGACGGCACCACCGACCUCAUCCUCGUCAGGAAGUGUUCCCGUUUGGACUUCUUCAGACACCUUGUUCGACACACCAACAAAGACGACCAGUUUGACCACUCCUUCGUGGAGGUCUACCGUGUGAAGUCGUUUUGCUUCCUGCCACCAGACCAGGAGCCGGUUUCGCUCGAGGACCUGAGCGAGACGCAGUUAGAGAAGACUGGCUGCGGCCCCAUCUGCUCCACCCAAACAACCUGCGACUACAGCAAAGCCCACAGCAGCUGGAGCUGCGACGGGGAGAUCCUGCCUCACGCCGCCAUCCAAGUCAGUGUCCAGUGCCAGCUGAUCAGGCUGUUUGCCCGUGGUAUAGAGGAGCAGCAGCAGUGUGUUUUUGAAGACCCCUGCACACUGUGGGCCCCGGAGCCAAACACACACUAAGUGAGUGGACUGAGAGCAGGAUGGGCCACUAAAAAAAACACAAACUUGGCAAAAGUUUCCUGGAAAACUGCACAUCACAUAAGUGCAAACUCCAAAUGUUGGAAUUCCAGUCUCUCUUGCUUCUGAAGUGUGUUUGCCUGAAGGAAACGUGCACUAUCUGCGCAAGAAGUGACAGAAUGAUAACAAACAAAUAAAUCCAGAAUAAAGAUGGAAAACUGCCACUACCAGCCAUAAAAAAAUGAAAGAUGGAGAUACAUGAAACAGAGCUGAACUGGGCUGAGCUGGACUCACAGCAUUCAGAGAAAGGUUUUCACCCUGCCAUGAAGGAGAAGGCAAAUAUGAUUUCUCCUUAUUCACAGAGAAGGGACAGCCAAGGAGAUACGGCUUUGUGAGAAGGAUGAAUUAAAAAAAAUGCCUGUAAAGUACACUGAUAAUAUGAAAAGACAUAAAAUGCCUGGGCUGCACCAAAAAAGACCCAUGCAGGCAGUCUGCUGUUCCUUUUUUGAGAAAAAAAAUAUUUUAUCUUCUUUUCACCCAGGUGAAAGCCGAUACGAGCCGGGGGCACUAAUGAAAAGAACUGAAUACCCUGCUAAUACACUAACAGGACCCCGGUGGCUUCUGGGUAAUAAGGCAAAGUGGUUGCUAAGUGAUUCACUGUGUCUCAGCACUGCUGCGCUGCACCUGUGACUCCGAGCUCCGCUCCCCUCUGGCUGAGAAACUACCGGCAGUUCAGCCAUCGCCUGGGAUUAGCCAGAACUGCACGGUGUUAAUGUUAGUGGAGAUAAUCUAUUGUACGGCUCUAAAAUCAGCAGGUCAAGCUGGUCUUGAUGUGUCUGAAGAAAGGUCACUGCAGAAGGUUUUUUUUGCUACUGCUGCUUCAAUAAAACUGCAUUGAACUGCCUCUAAAAUAUUAUGUAAAUUCAAGAAGGGUGUGUGUGUGUGUGUCUGUCUGUCUAGUUAUGAGGGCCAAUUUUGGUUCAAUACCAUCAUUGUGAGGACAUUUUGGCUUGUCCUCACAAAUUCAAUGGACUGUUUGAGGGUCAGACUUAGGGUAAGAGUUAGGGUUAGGCAUUUGAUUGUAAAUGUUAAGGUGAGGAUAAGGGAAUAGGGAAUGCAUUAUGUGUCCUCACAAUUAUAGAGAGACAAGUAUGUGAUUGUUUGUGUGUCUGUGUUUGCAAAGGUGCCAAUGUGAUGAGUUUGCUUUAUCACAAUUAGCCUCAUGACUGCUAUUUUGCAGAUGCUCUCUCACUGCAGCCAACACACUGCUAAAACAAGUAUCUAGACAGGGGCGCGCACACACACACACACACACACACACACACACUCUUUAACUUUUGACACCAUAAAAGCACUCUCUGCUCUUUGAAUCCUCUCCAGUUUAGUUAAUACUCACUCUGAAAGUCUAUAAUGCUUCACCUUCAGCAUUGGCUUUUGACAAGCUGCACUAUGAAGCUCUUUCAAAGACUCAGAUGCUUUUAAGUCCACACACACAAAUAUAUGCACACAGCGAGGAUUGUUUCAGAAAUUUAGCAAUUAGUGAAUGACAAUGCAAAAGGUGAAAAAAGUCGAGCUGAAAAUUGGAAUUAUUGUAAAUGUGUUUAUAACAACCAAUAAAACAAACCACACAAACAAAAAGCAUAACAAUUCCACUUAGCUUGCUAACAUUAGCACUUAUAACUUUGUCUUCAAACUGAUUUGUGUCCUUACGUUAUACAAAGAAGGCUUUUUGGCUUCCAUUAGCCCAGCACAUAAAAAGACGACAAUCUUUGAUGAUGUCAAAACUCACAACAAAGAGGAGUAACCUGAGGACUGAGUCAUUUAGUAUCACAACUCAAAGUAACUAAUAUUUGGUUUUUCACGAGUAAAAGUUGUCCUAAUGUAGCUAAAAGCAUUUAAAAUGGAGACCCAGGUUCACAAAUCUCAAAUGUCAAGAAUGUAAUAUAUACUGCUUUCUGAGCAGAAGAUGAUUUUAAUGUCAGCUUGACACAAGUUUUUUAAUUAAGUCUUGUUGUGCUCCCCAUAUCUGUGUAAAUACAUAACUAAAACUGUGAUGUGAGCAGAUACUGUGAUGUAAGUAGAUUUGAUCUAUUUUAUGAAAAUGCUUAAUAAAGUGCCUCU